Cylas formicarius (sweet potato weevil) is the source of this 1774-nucleotide messenger RNA. RefSeq names its product protein Malvolio-like. Lineage: Eukaryota; Metazoa; Arthropoda; Insecta; Coleoptera; Brentidae. Gene Ontology annotation, molecular function: manganese ion transmembrane transporter activity; iron ion transmembrane transporter activity; cadmium ion transmembrane transporter activity. Gene Ontology annotation, cellular component: apical plasma membrane. The transcript is spliced from 7 exons. The record is from RefSeq and is a predicted model, not a curated record. Gene Ontology annotation, biological process: metal ion transport; response to manganese ion; manganese ion homeostasis. The coding region runs from base 54 to 1640 and encodes 528 amino acids.
GCUGCUAUUGUGAACCGAGACACAAGUGACCAAGUGAAAAAGCCGCUCCCGAAAUGGCGGAUACACCCGAGAAAAUCCAAAAGAUCGAUUACAUGGAGGAGAAGAUCCACAUCCCCCUUACAGAAAAGUCCGGGUUCAGCUUCAAAAAGCUAUGGGCGUUCGCGGGUCCCGGGUUCCUCAUGUCAAUCGCGUUCCUGGAUCCCGGCAAUAUCGAGAGCGAUCUCCAGUGCGGUACCAUAGUGGAGUACCGUCUGCUGUGGUUACUGCUAUCGGCCACGGUCCUGGGUUUGCUGAUGCAACGUUUGUCGGCUAGACUGGGCGUCGUCACGGGUGUUCACAUGGCCGAGCUGUGCUACAGACAGUACAAGACUGUACCGAGGAUCCUUCUGUGGCUCAUGAUGGAGCUCGCGAUCAUAGGAUCUGACAUGCAAGAGGUUAUAGGCACUGCCAUUGCCAUUUUCCUCUUAUCGGACAAAAGGGUACCUCUCUGGGUGGGAGUACUGGUUACGAUUCUGGAUACCUUUACUUUCCUGUUCCUGGAUAAGUAUGGCCUGAGGAAACUCGAAGCGUUCUUCGUGUUCCUCAUCGGCGUGAUGACGGUGACCUUCGGUUACGAAUAUAUCGCGUCGAAACCCGACAGUUUGCAGAUCACCAAAGGGAUGUUUUACCCUUGGUGCGAGGGAUGCGACGACAGGGCCGUGCUCCAAGCGGUCGGUAUCAUAGGUGCCAUCAUAAUGCCACACAAUUUCUACUUGCAUUCGGCUCUGGUAAAGUCGAGGGAGGUCGAUCGCAAGAGAAAAGACAAAGUGCGCGAGGCCAACUUUUAUUACUUCGUCGAAUGCUCGAUCGCCAUUUUGGUCAGUUUGUUCAUCAACGUGUUCGUUUUGGCAGUGUUCGCGCACGGACUCUAUUCGAAAACCAAUAAGGAAGUGCACGAUCUGUGCGCGAACCAUCCGUCCAUGGACGCGUCCGUGUUUCCCGUAGACGCGGACAACGCGGACCAACUCGUCGAUUCGGACAUCUACAACGGGGGCAUCUUUUUGGGCUGCGCUUACGGACCACCGGCCAUGUACAUCUGGGCGAUCGGCAUAUUAGCAGCGGGUCAAAGUUCAACCAUGACAGGCACUUACGCCGGCCAGUUCGUUAUGGAGGGUUUCCUCAAUCUCAAAUGGGCGAGAUGGAAGCGUGUCCUCUUCACCAGAAGUCUCGCCAUCAUACCCACGUUUUGCGUGGCGUUUUUCACCAACAUCGACGACCUAACUAAUUUUAACGACAUCUUAAACGCCGCAAUGAGCGUUCAGUUGCCGUUCGCCCUCAUCCCUCUCAUAGCGUUUACGAGCAGUACCAGAAUCAUGGGCGAGUUUGCGAACGGAAUGGGCAACAAAAUCAUGUCUAUAGCGGUUAGCGUAGGCAUAAUGGUUAUCAACACCUACUUGGUCGUGGUGCAGGUGCGGGGCUUGGCCUUGUCGCCGCCCGUCUUGGCGACCACUGUGCUAGGCGCGAGUUUUUACGUCGCGUUCUGCCUGUAUUUGAUAGGUCACAUGUUGGUUUGUAUGGGCAACGAUAGGUGGAGCGACAGCAAGUUUGCGCGAAAAUACUUCGUAGGACCCGUAGAUGCGAAUUUUGCAAUAGGAAACUAAUAGACGUACUUAUAAAUAUACGUUGUUUAUAUAAUUUAUAGUAUUCCCCCAUUUUUUCUUGACAGUCCGAUUUCUUAGAUUGACGUACGUCACACAGUGGUCGAAUUUCUAAAAAAGCUGGCUAUGGAAUGAUG